Molecule: messenger RNA, 4252 nt
Organism: Gracilinanus agilis (Agile Gracile Mouse Opossum)
Lineage: Eukaryota; Metazoa; Chordata; Mammalia; Didelphimorphia; Didelphidae
Gene: RGMA
Product: repulsive guidance molecule BMP co-receptor a
Exons: 6
Coding region: 1-1995 (664 amino acids)
Biological process (GO): BMP signaling pathway
Cellular component (GO): plasma membrane
Molecular function (GO): coreceptor activity
Source: RefSeq, a predicted model, not a curated record
AUGGUUGACACACUCAGGUGUAAGCAUGUUAUUGCUGACAUUCUUGGGAACGAAGCAAUAAGAAAUUUAUUCUCUAAAGAGGACUGGGCCCUGACGAGUGAUGUCUUCACCGAGCUGUCCAAGGGAAGAGUUUUGCCUGCAGGCAAAUGCAGCCAUGGGGCCAACACUCCGCGGAGUGUAUAUGUGUGUACAUGUACGUAUGUGUGCCGUGCUUUUCUUGUCUCGUGUACCACGGGUUUUGCAGUGGGGGGCUGCUGCCGCACACCUCACGUUUGCAGCCGUCAGCUCCUUGAAAACCUCAGCGAUCCUGACUCUCUGCAGGAAAACCCAAUUGGCGAGUCAGUCGCUGGCCCCAAACUUUCAGCCCUGCCUGCUUUUUAUCCUAUUCAUCUAGCUACAAAAAUACCCCAGAAGUCGCUUGCCCUGGGGCUGGAACGCGGGGGUGGGUGGUGGAUGAAUCCCAUUCAGCAUGCUGUCAGUGGUUCCUUCUGGACAGUCGUUUUCUACACAAAGCAAUCUUGGCGUUGUCACUCCCGCAUAGAAUCACAAGCCGAGGUUACUGAACUGGAUUUGACUCUGCCCACCAGCAGUGACAUAAUCAUUUUUCCUUUUCCUUUUUUUUUUCUUCUUUUCUUCUUCUUCUUUUUUUAUAAAAGCUCUUCUUCUAGGGAGAGGAUAGUGGUAAAAGACCGAGCUGGAUGGAUGGGUAUGGGGAGAGGGGCAGCACCUACAGCCCUGGGAUUCUUGCAGACCCUCGCUGUCUUUCUCUGCAUCUUCCCUGCAGCCACUUCACAGUGCAAGAUCCUCAAGUGUAACUCGGAGUUCUGGACUGCUACAUCAGGCACUCACUACCCAGGAUCUGAAGACGCCCCUGAAUUCUGCACCGCGCUUCGUGCAUACUCUCACUGUACCCGGCGCACAGCCCGCACGUGCAGAGGGGACCUGGCCUACCAUUCAGCUGUCCAUGGCAUAGAAGACCUAAUGAGCCAGCACAAUUGCUCCAAGGACGGUCCCACCUCACAGCCCCGUCUCCGAACCCUCCCACCAGGAGACAGCCAGGAACGGUCCGACAGUCCAGAAAUCUGCCACUAUGAAAAGAGUUUCCAUAAACAUUCAGCUCCCCCCAACUAUACUCAUUGUGGGUUGUUUGGGGACCCUCACCUCAGAACUUUCACGGACCGAUUUCAGACCUGCCAGGUACGAGGGGCUUGGCCUCUUAUUGACAAUAAUUACCUGAACGUGCAGGUGACCAACACUCCCGUGCUGCCAGGAUCUUCAGCUACAGCCACCAGCAAGCUAACCAUCAUAUUCAAGAAUUUCCAGGAGUGUGUGGAACAGAAGGUAUACCAGGCAGAAAUGGAUGAGCUCCCAGCAGCUUUUGCUGAUGGCUCCAAGAACGGUGGUGACAAACACGGGGCCAACAGCCUGAAGAUCACCGAGAAGGUGUCUGGCCAGCAUGUAGAGAUCCAGGCCAAGUACAUCGGCACCACCAUCAUUGUGAGGCAAGUGGGCCGAUACCUGACUUUUGCUGUGCGCAUGCCAGAAGAAGUAGUAAAUGCAGUAGAGGACAGGGACAACCAGGGCCUCUACCUCUGCCUCCGGGGUUGUCCCCUCAAUGAGCAGAUUGACUUCCAGUCUUUCCAUGCCACAGAGAGCUGGGGACCUCGGAAAAAGGGGCCCAACACUCCUGUUUCCUCCCCAGAGGUCUUUACUUACGAGACGGCCACAGCCAGGUGCAAGGAGAAGCUUCCAGUGGAGGACCUCUACUUCCAGGCCUGUGUGUUUGAUCUGUUGACCACAGGGGAUGUGAACUUCACACUCGCUGCUUACUACGCCUUUGAGGAUGUCAAGAUGCUGCAUUCCAAUAAGGACAAGUUGCACCUCUAUGAAAGGACAUGGGACUUGCCCGGCAAUGCAGCCCCCUCGGGCCAGUGCCAGCUAUUCCUCCUUUUCCUUGCCACCCCGGUGUGGUGUUUGGUCUCGGUGUUCUCGUAGGUGUUUGUUGUGCACCCUAGAGGAAAUGGACUUUAGAGUGGGAGGAGAGGGCAGGCCUCUUCCUUGGGAACACCUGUCUUUUUUUGACCUGGUCAGAAUCCCCCAGGGAGCAAAAGCGUUCUUCUCACAUCUCUGUCACCCUUCUUCUCUUUCCAAAGAGAAGAGACGGGAUCGUACCGACCCAGCAGGCAGGUUGGUGAAAGACUGUUACCUCACGGAGACAGAUUUUUGCUUCCUUUGCUGGCGAGGGUAAGGGGGUGUCCGUGCCCACCCCCUAGUUACUGCUCUCUUAGUAGUGCCACAAAGGCUGUAGUGACCGUGAUGUUGGCAUUUGUGAAAGUAGCAUUGUGUUUGAAUAUUGGGUAGCUGCUGCCGCCUGGCCAUUUCAUCAGUGGGGGUGAAAAGAUCCUCUAAUGCCCAGACUUCUCCCCAUCCCUAUCCCCAUCCUCAUCCCUGUCGUAUGAAUGUGCAAACCGUAAAACGCCCUGCACUGUGUGCCUCGUGGAACUCUAGACUCCUUUUUCUCAGAUCUCUCUCACACACACACAACAGCCAGGUGCGUGCCCAAACACGCACAUGUAAAAUGCACUGAACUAGUGGACAGAGAUGCCCCGUCACACACGGGUUUCUGCUGACCCUCGGAAGCACACACGCACACAGAACCUCGCGAUCACGCUGAUGCAUCCCCGGCAAUCCCCUCACACAAAAACACAGGUAGAAAACUCAGAGGGCUUCCACUAAUGAUAGUUUCCUUUCCCCGUGAAUUCUCUAAUGCCCUGCAGGGGAGCCGGCUCUGAGGAGGAGAAGAGUUGGGCUUGAGGAAGCCCAGCUGGCACCUAACCAUAGAGUAGACCCUCCUCAGCUUUCGUUUUGCUCUUUGUCUCACCAGAGUGUGGGGUGCUCUCUGCAGUGGGGCAUCCUCGCCAUCGCCAAAAGGCUUUUCCUGUAGUUCCCUCUCUGCCCGUGGGUUUGCAGGGUAACGCUAGGAGCCUGAAGAAUCGAGUACUUGUACCCCUCCGGCUUCCCCUAGCUCCCCACGGGUGCUCCUGAGCGACUGCCCGUCGCCUGCUCCAGCACAGCUCCCCAGAGUGUCCUACAGAGGAGGGAACUCCGUUUGCAAACAGCAGAGAGGCACGACUUGUGUUCUAGGAUGUAACUUAUAUUGUCUCCGUAUACAGAAUCCUUUCCAUUAACGUGUUCUUUGUUCUCUCCCCCAGUGUGAUUGUACAUAUGAAGAGAUAGAAUUGGUUUUAAAUGUUUAAACGGAAAAAAAAAAAUGUGUUUACUACUUCAGUCCCUUCCUGGGGUGGUGACGGCGAGGGUGACUCACGAGGGAAAUGCAGAAAAGUAAUAUAGCCAACAGGGCAAGCCGUGGAGACCCCGGGGUGGAUGGGGCCAGCUGGCCUGCCCCAUUCACCUCUGGUUUCCUGGCCUCAGAAAAGCAUUCUUUGCCUCCCUCUGUGAAACGGCAGCCUUUCCUCCAUUUCCCUGUCCUGCUGCCACUGAGCUGUGGACCUCAGGAGGGCAGAUGAGACAUCCGCUGGAGGGGCAGCUCCCUUCCUCGUCCCCCAGCACAGGGCCCUUAGGGGAUUUGGGGGGGAAGAAUGUCUCCCUGGCUGGCCCUCCACCACUGACUACAGUGAGUGAGAAGAGGAGAAAAACCUCCUGAUACCCAAGUGAGCGUGAACUUAACAGCCAUCCCCCCGUGAUGUUUUAUAGAAAGGACAUGAGAAUUUUCCUCCCUGUAGAGAGGUGACCCUUGAAAGUCUGUGUGUGAAAGUCCAGCCUUUGAGAGCCUGAACAGAUCUGGGGCUCCUUACCCCUCCCCAGCCCCAUCCCACAAAACACUCCCCAGAAGGACUUUCUUUCUCUCAGCCAACAAGCAUUGCCAAGGGAGCUACCUAGGGCCUCGCGGAGAGGCCGUUCCCGUUAGGACCCCCCCUGCCCCGGCUCAGUGGGUCCAGGACCUUCCUGGCAGCAAGGACUUGCUUAUCUCCAAGAAGUUUAGUUCUCUCUGCCAAAGCCACGAAGCGUAGCAGGAAGGGGCACCCCUGACUGCUCAUUGUAAGAAUACCCUGUUGGGAGUAAAAAAGUGAAGCACUUUAUUUUGGUUGUGUUUGAUCAAGUUCUGCUUAAAGGUGAAGAAACCUCACCAUAUCCAUGUGUGUAAAACCUAUGUGGAGUGUCACCGCAUGUACAUACUGUAAAUUAUUUAUUGAUGAGAUAAUGCAAGUAAAGUUAAGUUUGGUUGUUCCUU